AAAUUUAGCUCCACCUUCGUAGCUCGGACUAGAGUUGCUAUGACGAUAAUUGUCAACAAAAGCGAUUUGCCUCUUUGCAAUACAGUAACAAAAUCACGAAUGUUUCGCAGUGUUGCUGGUCUCAUAAAAUCGAAUCAAAAAACAUCUGUUGUAAGUUGGUUAUUACCAAUAUAGAAGCACUAUUAAUCACUUUUGCCAUCAGAGGAAAGAGUGAUGACCCACCUUUUGGGUCGCCAGGACUGUGUGGACAGUCUACGGAGAGAUCUAACGGAUAUUCAGGGAGCUGUUUUGGACGUGCUUUCCUGUACCGGUCCGGUUCGAUUUUCUUCAUGGAAGUUCCCAGAUAAGAUGUCCUGCAAUUUGGACUUGGCAUCACUUUUGGAGCAAUACGACUUUGUGGAGGGGGAAGAAGAAUUUAAUCAGCACUCGCACGUUGUUCUGCUGGAGCUGAUGAUUGACAGACUGAUGCUUCUGCUUCAGAGUUUGAAUGCCCAUGCAGAGGUGAUAUUGGGGGUGCGAAGGAGAGGCUCACAAAGUCGAGCGACCCCUCCUUCUGUAUCCAUCGGCUUGGUGGUGAGACGCUACUGGCAGAACCUGCUGCAUCUGAGCUGUCUGCAUCUUAAGGAGGAGCAAACUAACAAGUGUGAGAAAGAAUCACCUGUAGAGGGUGUUGGUGAGCAGCUGAAGCGUGAGCGUGAGCUGAAGAGCACCUUUGUCCAAAGGCAAGAGUCAUCUGUGUGCCAGAGGGGCUACACCUGCUGCCCCGAAUCUGCCUCCAGAGACAUGUGCUCUGUGGGCUGCCAGACGGUGGCGUCGUCUCCACUGCCCUGCCAUGCCUGUGCUCACGUGCAGCAUAGCCUGCGGGUGACGAGUGACACCCUGAGCAGCAUAUGCCAGAGACUGGGCCUGCCAUCCUGUCUGAGCUCCUUCCUGGAAGAAGUGCCCAGUUCCCUGGAGCAUGGGCAGCUGUCUGCGCCCGAUAUGGCUCAGUGGGCUGCCCAGCAGAGCCGAGACCUGGGUCGACUGGAGAAGUACCUAGCCCAGCUGCAGGAUACCAUCCAGCCCCUGAAGGAGAGCCUAGCUACUCUGGAAGGAGAACGAGGGAAGCUGAGGGUCCAGCUGGAGCAGACGGAGAGGUCACUGGCCCAGCAGAGUGAAGAGCACCAGGCCAGCCUGGAGAAUAUUGAAGUCAGGCUCCAGAAGGUCCAGGCCAAGGGAGACGAGGCCAAGAGCAGACUGCAAGGAGAACUGGAGGAAAUGAGACUUGAAAAUUUGUCUUUGAAAGAAAGAAACUCAAAACUCAAGGCAGAACUUUGCACCUGCAGUUUGCAGCUGGAUAAAGUGCACAGCACUGGUUGCCAGUCAACUCUCACUUCCUGCGUAUCUUUGUGUUUGGCCCCAUCUUCCACUCCAUAUCCAUCACCCACUGUUCCCUCUACUGUGCACAUUCAGGCAACACAGGCCAAGCAAAGGGCCCUCCUGGAGCGUGUCGAUGCCCUGGACAGGGAAUGUGUGGACCUGCAGGGAAGGCUGGGUCAGGUGGAGGAGAGCCGGGCGGAGCUGCAGGAGAAGCUAAGGCUGACUGUAGAGGAGAAGGAGCUGCUUCAGGCUCAGCUUAGCCAACAGCAGGUCCUCGGUGUGCAGCUACAGGGGGAAACUCAGGCUCUGAGGGUGUGUGUGGAGUGGCUCCAGGGGGAGCUGGAGGAGCAGAGGCAGCGGGAAAGACUGCUGGUGGCCUACCCUGAGCUGUGCCCCCCCGCCCAGGGGUCCCCACAGAGCACAGGUGAUGUAAUAGGGGACAUGGAGCAGCAGCUGUGUGCCAACAUGCUGCGGAUUGGUGUCCUGGAACAGGAGAAUGCCACCCUGAGUGCCAGCUUGGCAAAGCUGAGGGAGAAAGGACAGCUUGGGGACUACAAAGUCGCAGUGGGCUCACCAUACCAGCUACGGUCCCACUGCCCAGCUAAGACCCCAGAGGACAGCCAGGGGAGCUGGCACCCCAGUCCAGAGGGCCUCUCUUUCCAUCCACAGGGGGGCGUGAGUCAGCAAGGAGCAGGACUGAGAGAUGGCAUUCAGGCCCUUGAGAGAGGCCCCAUGUUGACUAUGCUGCACUGUCAGGCUGUGGAGCUGCUUCUGCCAGCAGAGGAACAAGCCGCUGAGAGUUGCUGCAGGGUCCGCCCCGCCGCUCAGACCCACUGCACCACACGCCGCAAACAGAACUGAUGUUACCCAGCUGAAGGGGACUGUGCAGGAACAAAGCAGGGACAAGAACAACACAGAUGCGUAGCUGUCUACCUCAGUGCAGUAUGGCAAUAUUUCACUGAUAGCAUUACAGUCCCCAGCUAAUCAAAAUACAGUUAUCAGUCAAUGGCAGUACAAACACACACCAAUGGAUGAUGCCCCAAUAAGCUCAAAUGAAGAGUUUCAAUGGCAUGUAAGAGGAUAUAAAAGCUGAAUAAAGUAACACAGACCUAACCUUUUUAAUUAACAACAUCCUAUCUGAAUCAUCACAGUAAUCAAAAUGUACUUCUUGCACUUUUGCUAACAAUUAAAUGUUGGUACAUCCAUUAUCAGCUCAUGUAUAUUUAAGAAUUGUUUUAUGUAUAAACAUUAUACACAGAAAUUCUUUAGAUAGAAAGUGACAACUCUAGUGAGGACUACGAUGGCGCGUGUCUCCAAUUAGCUGAACACGACGACACGGUGAAGAAAAAGGCUGAUCGAUGCCAUUCAGUUUUCGGGUUGGCAGGAGCUGCCAUUCAGGACACGAUGAGAGUGAAAACUUUCCUGCUCUUGUUCUGGCUUUUGUUGGAGUGUUUGUGUUACACAUGUCAUGUAAAACAGUUCUGUAAAGCUGUAUAGCCUACGCAUAUUUUAGUCAAGUCACUGCCGUAAUUUCACUUGUAUUUCUGAAAAGGACGCACCUGUUGUAAGCUGUUAAAAACAUCAUUUUUGUCAGCAUCACUUUAUGAGCAUCAGCUCUCCAGGUUAAUAGUUACACAAAUGAAGGCUCAAGAUACAGGCUGAAUAGGGCUACAUGUCAUGAGCAGCCAAUGGAAAAUGGAUUACAGUGUAAUGAAUGUUUUAAUAUUUACUAUAAUAUUUAUAGUAAUAACUAAUAUAUGAUCAGGUCAGUCUAGAAUUUUGGUCUGCAGCUGCCACUAGUGUAGAGAUAUUUAUAAUAACUCUUUUAUGCUUUUAUUUGCAUCAGAUUCCGUUCAAAACCCAAGUCUACCUGAUACAAUUGUGCAGUUCUCCGAAAUGGUCACAAGGGGUCGCCAAUACUUCAUUAGUACAUUAAAUAGGGCUUAAGGUAACACAGGCCGACAAAAGGAGUAUUUACGGCUACCUUAAAAGGGAUAAUGUACCGGUAUGUGUGGGACUCAUGACUCUUAAUAGGAUCAGCGGGUACAGAAAAUAGAUGAGUGUAUCCUAUAUUUAAAUAAUAUAUUUUUGCGAAAUUAGUCAAAUGUGAACCUUAAAAUUGGGAAACUAAAAAUGACUCCUAAGUUUAAUGAUUUUACUAAAUCCCAUCAUGCCGAAAGAUAAAUUUGUACAUACUAUAUAUUAAUAUGUAAACAAAACCAGAACCGUUCUUUCUCGCUUGGCCUGAAUUAAAUAAGAAAAUGUUCAAGGUGCACCGGGUACUUUAUGUACACGGAGGCAUUUUGUUCAGUAAACUAGGGAAGCUGGCUUACUGUGACCGUUCGUACCAAUAAUAAUGUUGUAGUAGGAAUAAAUCGUGUACACAGCAAUGCCAAGAGAGAUAAGCCACGACAGACGCGUAGCGGGCGAGUGAUCGGCAGCCCGCAGCUCUGGACGUCGCACUGGCCCCCAGCCAUCCUCGGCCAGCCGAGAACAAUAGCGGCACGGCGCAGUGCCAAGACCGCAAGCACUGUCGUACCUGGCAGCUGCGAAGGUUACCGGUAACCUUGGAAACGCCGAGGGAUCGCGCACUGUGCACGCGCGAUUUUAAGAACAAAGGCGCUUCCCGAAAGUCCUAGUGUCAGUUAACACCUGUUACUUUGGUAAAUAUUGACCAAACAAGUUUACAGAAUUGAAGAAAAAACGAGAUAAAGAUCGUAUACAUAUACUUUGCAUAUUGGCAUUCACAGUCGUACAAAGCAGCUGCAAUAACAUUAAAAAUUAAAUCAUACAUAUAUGAGGACUACGGUUGCCACCCGUCCUUCUUAAUGUGGGACGAAACAGUUUAUUUUCCAAUGCGGGACGAUCCCGUAUUAUAAGACACGGGUGACAUCCCUAACACUAUGACUAAGCUAACCUCUGCAUGGUAGAGCGGAAAUAUACGGCACCACUGUAAUUUCUUAGACAUAACGCUCGGGGCAGCAGAUUUUUAAAGCGGUCGCAAAGAACUAUCGUAAUAUAUUUCAGUGCUAUUACUAGAAUUGUUCAUUUUUGUUUCAUAUCCUCUGCCUCAGUGGUUGAAGUUGUAAACCAGACGAUGGUCCCCAGUCAUAGAAAGGCAAAUUUCAGCCUGUUUGCAUUUUCAUGCCUUUCUUGAUAUGAAGAAUCCAGAGACCGAGGGGCGAUCACAUUACUUCCCGCAUGAUCUGCGUUCACAACAGGGUUGUUUUUUAAAAAAAACAAAACAAAAAAACGUAGACUAGUGAUGGAAGUUCAGUUCAAUUUACAGAACCGAUUUUAUCGAACUCGGUUUAAAUUAAUCAAAAGUGUCUGGCCGACCUCACUUGUGAGUAAACCUCCCGUUUUAGGGUAAAGAAAUGGCGUAAUUGACGUGCACCGAAGAGAUAGAGAAAUUGAAUUAGAAAGGCAAAUGACAAAAAUAUUGUUUUUAAAAUAUUAUGAGAGUCUAAGAUGACCGUUUUAUGCUUGUGUUUUCUGUUUGACGCCUAAUGUUCUCCUGUAUCCCAGUUCCUUUUUUAAACUUUGAAUCAAAUGCAUGUAGU
This is a messenger RNA of Paramormyrops kingsleyae, 4922 nucleotides long. The record is from RefSeq and is a predicted model, not a curated record. Lineage: Eukaryota; Metazoa; Chordata; Actinopteri; Osteoglossiformes; Mormyridae.